AUCCCAGAGUAGUUUGUUAUAAAGAUAGGCUUGAAGAUGAUUAUAAAAAAAUUACAAUUCGUUCCUUUUCAUAUGAUUCCAGUAUUCUACCUUCCAAAAUUAGCAUUAGACCACUUUCUUUAAAAAGACAAGAGGAAUUGUAUAAAGAAAUUGCACCUUAUGUUGAUUUACCUUACCGUGAUAUUACAUGUCCUAAGCCAGUUGAAUUUAAUACUAAUUAA
Molecule: messenger RNA, 221 nt
Organism: Funneliformis mosseae
Lineage: Eukaryota; Fungi; Glomeromycota; Glomeromycetes; Glomerales; Glomeraceae
Source: the annotation of a GenBank genome assembly